AUGGUCACGAGCAAAGAUCAAGCCAGACCAGCCGGUGAAGACGAGAAACUCGCUGCUUCUUUGCUAGAUGGGAAGUUUCCCCGGAGCACAUCAAUGCAAGACACUGUUAGGGAAGGACAUGGGAUUCCACCACCACCUCAAACAGCCCCACCCCCACCUCCUUCUCCAUAUUACUUUGACACAGGCCCCCCUCCAUCCUUCUCGCCACCUCCACCCCCAGGAAGAGCUUAUGAUACCAUAAGAUCAAGCUUUAAGCCAGGCCUGGAGGCUAAACUCCAUGGACUCCCGCAGGUCAUUAGCGCCGCUGAGAUGUAUGAUCAGGCGAGGACUUCCAUUCCUUACCCUGAAAGGCAGAAGAGGGCCCGAUCCAUGAUAAUCCUACAGGAUUCCUCUCAUCUUCCCGUGGAGCCAACAGAGAUCCCCCGACCUGGCCCAUCUGCAACCCCUCCAGAGAAGCUGAAGAGGAAGGGGAGAGUGAUUGACAACCCUUAUGCCAACAUGGGUCAGUUCAAUGUCAGCCUGUUUGCUCCCACCAAGCCACAGAGGAAGAAGAGUCCUCUUGUUAAGCAGUUACAAGUGGAGGAUGCACAGGAGAGAGCAGCACUGGCCAUCACCGGGGGCUUUACAAGGGAGCCCUCUCCCACCCGCAGGAGCCAUCGCCUGAGUGGAGUGGAAUAUCAGCACCACACCGGCAUUGCUCAGGUUGAAGCCACAAGCAUCCCCUUUGCCACUGCCAUCGCUGGAGUCAUGAAGGACAGAGACCGUCGUCUGGAUGAGAGGCGGAAAUCCACAGUCUUCCUCUCGGUUGGGGCCAUUGAAGGAAGCCCCCCCAGCAGCGACAUGCCAUCCUUGCAGCAGUCCAGGUCUAUUGAUGAGCGGUUGUUAGGAAGCCGAGAUGUACUACUGCCUUCCCCUGUCUCAGCUUUAAAGCCAUUAAUUAGCAGCUCAUCCUCAACGUUCAUCCACCCCCUAACAGGAAAGCCCUUGGAUCCGAACUCACCACUGGCGCUUGCGCUGGCCGCAAGGGAACGGGCCCUCUCAACUCAAGUCCCAUCCCGGUCGCCCACCCCGAUCCACAGCCCGGACUCAGACAGAGCAGCACCCCUGUUUGUGGACAUCCAAACCAAAGAACCAGAGAGGGGGGAGUUGGAGAGCUUGGUGUCCCCUGCGUACUCACCUGGAGGCAAAGGGGCAAUCGGAACAGACUCUGGGACUUUGGCCCCUACUAAGAGCCAGUGGGGAACCCCGUCCACACUGAGAAAAGAAACUGAGGCAAGAGCAGAAACACCUGGGAAGGAGGAGAAGAAACAAGAAGACAAGAAGUCCAUGAUUAUUAGCAUAGUGGAUACAUCACAGCAGAAGACCGCUGGCCUCAUCAUGGUUCAUGCCACAAGUAAUGGCCAAGACGAGAUAGGACUUGAGAUAAAAGAGGAGAAACCAGCUGUCCCUGAAGCAUGCACAGAGCCAGCAGAGUCCCCCAAAGCAGAGACCCAGCCCAGUCCCGUGGGAAAGCCUCCAGUCAGUCCAGCCUCUGACAAGACGCUGGGACAAGGGAGUUCGGAGGAAGAAGUGGAGCCCUACACGGUUACCCUCCCACCAGCUCAGUUGUCUUCAAGUGACGAAGAGACCAGGGAGGAGCUGGCCAAGAUAGGGCUGGUGCCUCCACCAGAUGAGUUUGCAAACGGGGUACUGGUCACCACCCCUGGCACACCAGUCAGCCACCUGGCUACGCCUAGCAUGCCAUCCAUACCAGCGGCAGCAGUAGCACCUUCUACCACUGGCGGAACACCCUCAGGGAAGCCCUCUGAUGCCCCCGUAGCCCCAGAGUCUGCUGCAGACUCGGGAGUGGAAGAGGUGGACACCAGAAGUUCAAGUGACCAUCACCUGGAGACCACAAGCACCAUCUCUACGGUCUCCAGCAUGUCUACGUUGUCCUCAGAAAGCGGGGAGCCUACUGACACAUACACUUCCUUUGCGGAUGGACAAACUUUUAUACUCGAGAAGCCACCAGUGCCUCCAAAGCCAAAACUCAAGUCCCAGCUCAGCAAGGGGCCAGUUACUUUCAGGGACCCACUUUUGAAGCAGUCUUCGGACAGCGAGCUCAUCUCCCAGCAACAUGCGGCCACUCUGGCAUCAGCCAGCAUUGGCCGGCCACGCUACCUCUUUCAGAGAAGGUCCAAGCUAUGGGGGGACCCCAUGGAGAGCAGGCCAAUCCAUGGGGCUGAUGAUGACAAGCCAACUGUGAUCAGUGAGCUGAGUUCCCGACUACAGCAACUGAAUAAGGAUACACGAUCACUGGGGGAGGAACCAGCCGGGUCCACGUUAGAUCCCGGGAAGAAGUCACCUGUGGUCGCGGCACGAGGUCUGUGAGGGUCCUGUCUGGGGACCCCCAGGAACAGAAGACAAACCACUUGCUCCGUAACUCUAACUCUGGCUGUGUCUCCUUCCAAGACGGUCUUCCACAGGAGGAUGUUUGACAAGAGGGACUGAGAAAGAGGCCAAGAAAUACUGAGAAUGAGAACAUAAGGUCAGAGUUAAGGCAAUCGAUAGAGACGAUACUUAUUCCAUCCUCCCCGCUCCUCGGGCCCUGUGUGACCGGCCAGGGCUGAGCGUGGCGAGGGAAGCUCUGCUGUGCCCAGGCACUGCGUGCUGUCAGAGGAAGGUUCUGCUCCCGAAGCAGUAGCGUGCCUGCUUGCUGAGAUACAGCCUUCUGCACAGCCCUCACCGAGACGCCGUAGUUCGGCGGUGACAGUGACAGCAGAGCAGAGCGACACCUUCCAUUCGUACUGUCCCGUGGGAAUAAGCGAUGACCCUUGAGUUGGGGACACACGAACUUUGCUCCGCUGGGAGCUACCCUGACCGUUACUUUGACAUAGCAUGUCUCUGAAGGCUGACAUGAGGCCAGCAGCAGCUCUCUUCAUGUGUAACAUGAAUGGGAUCCUUGAAGAUCCAGUGUCCCAACACGCAGUAGCCUUUGCUAAGCUGAGCUGCAGGAGAGUGACCAGACGUCUUGGCGUCUCUCUGACUUGAACUUCCCAGCCACCCCCGGACAGAGCUCAUGCAGCAGCAGAUGCCGAGCAGUCGUUCCACUGAGCAGGAGCAGUGCGAGGACCCCGCAGCUCAGAGCUGCUGCUGAACGCUGAAAUGGAUUCAUUGUGUGACAUCCAUUACCACAAUAAAGCUGAC
Gymnogyps californianus (California condor) is the source of this 3186-nucleotide messenger RNA. Its product is annotated as SH3 and multiple ankyrin repeat domains protein 3-like. Bases 1 to 2370 code for a protein of 789 amino acids. Gene Ontology annotation, cellular component: postsynaptic membrane; postsynaptic density; dendritic spine. Gene Ontology annotation, molecular function: ionotropic glutamate receptor binding; synaptic receptor adaptor activity. The transcript is spliced from 3 exons. The record is from RefSeq and is a predicted model, not a curated record. Lineage: Eukaryota; Metazoa; Chordata; Aves; Accipitriformes; Cathartidae.